This is a messenger RNA of Dioszegia hungarica, 4017 nucleotides long. Its product is annotated as PIN domain-like protein. The transcript is spliced from 13 exons. The record is from RefSeq and is a predicted model, not a curated record. Lineage: Eukaryota; Fungi; Basidiomycota; Tremellomycetes; Tremellales; Bulleribasidiaceae. The coding region runs from base 1 to 4017 and encodes 1338 amino acids. Gene Ontology annotation, biological process: nucleotide-excision repair. Gene Ontology annotation, cellular component: nucleus. Gene Ontology annotation, molecular function: DNA endonuclease activity; single-stranded DNA binding.
AUGGGUGUUAAAGGUCUCUGGUCCCUCUUGAACCCGGUCGCUCGGCCUGUCCAGCUGGAGAGCAUGGAAGGCAAGCGACUAGCCAUCGAUAGCUCCAUUUGGCUGUAUCAGUUCCAGGCGACUAUGAGAGAUAAGGAUGGAAGGGUGCUGGUUAAUGCUCAUGUACUGGCAGGGUUCUUGAGAAGGAUCAACAAGCUGCUAUUCCAUGGGAUCAAGCCUGUCUUUGUAUUCGACGGCGGUGCGCCUGUACUGAAGCGAGCUACUAUCGCCGAGCGAAAGCGGAAGAGACAAGGAGCAGUUGUCAACCACGCUCGGACGGCCGAGAAGCUGUUUGCUGCCCAGAUGCGCCGGGAAGCCGUCAAGGCUGCUCAAGCUCAACGUGAACAGGCUGCAGCUCGUCAAGCUGCCGCAAUGUCCGAGACGGCCACUCGGUACGACGAUGACGAAGGCGACCAGAUCGCUGCGGACGCUACAUAUCUGGACGACCUGGAGAAUGCCCAUGCUGGGCCCUCGCGUCCUCGUCCCACUCCAGCUCGUGGGUCCGCCUCGGACAUCGUCGCGGCCGUCAACGACGAACCCCUCGACCCGGCGGAAGAACGGCGCAAAAAGUUCAGAAAGCACGACCCUUACCGUCUCCCCGAAGCCUCUAUGCCCACCGUCUCGACAGACGAAAAGCCCGACGCGCGUCUCGCGACCGAAGAGGAGCUCAAACAAUUCAUUGACGACAUGAAGCCCUCUGAUAUCGAUAUCGAAUCGGCGGAAUUCCGCGCCCUGCCCACCGAGGUCCAAUAUGAAAUCAUCGGCGAUUUGCGUAUCCGGUCCCGCCAGCAAAGUCACCAGCGCCUCGCUAGUAUGCUGCGCGGCGCGCCGACCGCACUGGACUUUUCGAUGCAGCAGAUCAAGCAUCUGAGCGAGCGGAAUACCCUCACGCAGCAGUUGUUGACGGUGACGGAUAUGGUGGGGAAGGCGCACCUUACGAUUCCCGUCCGGAUUGCCGCGGAGAGGAACAGGGAGUAUGUGUUGUUGAAGAGAGGAGAGGAUGUGGGUGGGGGAUGGGCGCUAGGGAUAAGGGAGGGGACCAAGCAGAAGCCGAUAGAGGUGCCGGAGGAGAAGGAGGAGGAGAGUAGUAGUGAUGAUGGCAGUGAAGGCAGUGAUGAGGUCGUAGAAGUCGCAAAACCCGCUGUCGACCCUGACCUGGCAGAACAUCGCCGCCGACAGAUCCUCGACGCCAUAACCUCGCGGUAUGCCUCUGCGCGCGCAUCACCCCGCAAAUCUCUCGACGUUCCCGUUACUCCCUUUGGCGCCUCUCACGCACCCUCCCAGCCGCAGCUCUUCGACGAUCCCGACAUGUUUGCAGAUAUGGAGGAUGACUCCACCGCUAUCGUCCCCACGGCGAAUGACGAGGCGUUGGCUCUGGCGCUACAGCAGGAAGAGCUAGGAUCGGAUGAGGAAGAGGCGGAUCCGGAGCUGGCAAGGGCGCUAGCGAUGAGUCGGAGAGAAAAGGAGGAGGCUGAUAGUGUGGGAUAUACGGGAUCGGCCGGCAUUGGCGGAGGGAGCGUGAAUGGGAAUGAGGACGAUGGAAUGUCGGAUGACAGUAUGGAGGAGGUGGAGCUGGUUCCCUCUGAGCAGAGCACACCUGCUUUGGAGGAGCCGCCAUUCCUGGAGGAUAGCGAGGAUGACUUUGAGGAGGUGCCCGCGCCUGCGCCGCAACCUCCGACCCGGACAAACGCCACCGCCGGGCCAUCCAAAGCACGGGAUAUCGAGGUCGUUGCUCCCCCAUCUACCUUACCCCUUCCUAUCCCCCGCGUCAACAAAUCACCCAUCACCGUCCUCGACGACGAAGAUGAUGACGCUCCUGUCUUUGCAGGCAUGCAGCCCGCGCCAUCUCGCUCCUCUCGCCACCCAUCCGCUCCAGCUCGACCGGCCGAUGAUUCCGGCUCGAGCGACAUUCCCCCUGUUGACGAAUUCAUACAACGCUCUCGGGAGGGUGGACCCCCAUUGCCUUCUCGGUCCUCCUCGCUUCUGAAUCGCCCUAGUGUCCCUUCGCCGCUCAGCCGAUCUCCGUCUUUCGUGCCGCCCGUGCGUACGCCGUCGGGGAGUGUCAUACCUGACCGCUUGCCCCGAGCGGGGCCGUCUCCGCCUCCGCCGCCUAUGCACCUGGGGCUGGUCGCGCCGGAGCCGGAGAGGUUGAUUGAUGAGGCCUUAGCUGGGGCGACAGGGGCAUGGCGGACUGGAAGCAACACCCCGCCUGCUCCUGAGCCUGACGAUGAGGAGAUGGAUGGGGACGAUGAGGAAGCCGACGAGGAUAGGAGACAUCGACGGCGCGGGGACGAUGACGAUGGAGAGGAGGACCCAGACGAGUCGGGCUCGAUAGCCUGGUCCCGCUCUCCCACACCUACCAAGCACCCCCGACCGCGCGCACGUCCACCCCUCCAAGCCGGCGCGUCGACCGAUACCAUCCCGUCCGAAGUAGAAGAGGAGGACGUGGAUAUGAAUGCGGAGGAUAUGGUCGAGGAGCAAGACGACUAUGCGCGGUUCCUUGCGCAAAUCAAGAAUCGGGAUUUGAAUGAGGUGCGCACGGAGAUUGAUGAUGAGAUCAGAGUACUGCAUGGGCAGAACAAGGUGGCGCAGAGGGAUAGCGAUGAGAUUACCAUGCCUAUGAUUGCUCAGAUCCAGACGUUAUUGAGACACUUUGGAAUCCCAUACAUCACCGCUCCGAUGGAAGCCGAGGCGCAAUGCGCCAAACUCGCCGAACUCGGUUUGGUCGACGGGAUCAUCACGGACGAUUCCGACGUUUUUCUGUUUGGCGGGACCCAGUGCUUCAAAAACAUCUUCAACGACAACAAGUACGCCGAAUGUUUCCUCGCGACGGAUAUCAAUCGGGAACUGUCGCUCUCGCGCGAAAGACUCAUCUCGCUCGCGUACCUCCUGGGAAGCGAUUACACGAUUGGGCUGCCCGGUGUGGGGCCGGUGGUGGCGCUGGAAUUGCUUGCGAAUUUUCCGGGCGAGCGGGGGAUUGAGGAGUUUAAGGAGUGGUGGGCGAAAGUGCAGAAGGGGCAGGAUGGGGCCGAGACGGAUAAUAAGUGGAAAGCUAGCUUUAAGAAGAGGUAUACGGGUGGGAUCUUCAUCACUGCUGAUUGGCCGAAUCCGCUCGUUCGAGAGGCGUAUAGGUAUCCGGUGACGGAUGAAUCGGAAGAGGCGUUUCAUUGGGGCUUCCCAAAGCUAUCAGCAUUGCGAUCCUUCUUACACGAAGAGCUCUCGUGGUCAAUCUCCAAAGUCGACGACGAGCUCACACCUAUCGUUCAGCGUAUAGCUCGCCGGGGCAAGGCCGGCUCACUCAACAAACAAUCCACCCUCGACCCAUUCUUUGACCUCUCUGCUGGCGCACUGGCCAACUACGCCCCACGAAGACGCACCACCGCGAACGUCAGCAAGCGUCUGCUUUCGGUCAUCAAGCAGUUCCGGGAAGCGGAGGCCAAGGCUUCUGGGACGGGCGAGGUGGUCGAGUGGGGAGCGAUGAUGCAGGGGUUGGACGAAGAGGAUCCGAAAGGAAGAGGAACGGGCAAGAAGCGGAGUAUCAAGGCGAGUGAGCUCGGGGAUGGGGAUGGGGAUGGGGACGAUGAUUCCCUUUUGGAGGCGGAUGUGGGUGAGAAGAAGCGGGAAGUCAAAAAGCGGAAGCCGAGGCGCAAGAAGGGGGAGGUGGCUUCGACAGAAGCAGGGACGGAGGAUGGUAUGACUGAAUUGGGGAGCCCGGCCCCGGCGCCGGCCCCGCCCCCCGCCAAGAAGGCUCGGAAGCCCAGAGCAAAGAAGGCGGCCGCGGCUGCUCCGUCGGUCGUGCCGGAUGAUGUGACGGAAGAUGGGGAGGGGGAGGGGGAGGGGGAGGGGUCGGUAUUCGGGGAGCAGGAAGAAGUGACGGAUAUCUCGCAGGUGCCGGCGGAUCAGCGGAGGAAGUGGAAGAGGGCCCAGCAGAAGACGUGGCGUAGGGCUGCUGUAGCGAAUAGUCUCAAGCCGAACUAG